Molecule: messenger RNA, 1499 nt
Organism: Blastomyces gilchristii SLH14081
Lineage: Eukaryota; Fungi; Ascomycota; Eurotiomycetes; Onygenales; Ajellomycetaceae
Product: enoyl-CoA hydratase
Exons: 3
Coding region: 255-1205 (316 amino acids)
Source: RefSeq, a predicted model, not a curated record
CGCCAUUUAGUCAGCCACCUCCAAGCCGGGGAAAAAUCCAUCGAUAAAACUCGUUAUAUCAGAGCAGGAUGGGCGAUGGAUGAAUUCACCUGCACAGUGAGCGAAAGGGCGGGAAGAAAGACAAAGAUUUGAAAUAAAGAGCUCAAUAACCGUUGUUAUUGUGCAGGUGAAUACAGUAUAAAGAAAACACAGAAGAUCCUCUACAACAUCAAUUGAACAUAACAAAUCGCCCCAUCCAUCCAACCUCUAUCACCAUGGCCAUCCAAAUCCCUCCAUCAUACUCCGCGCUGCAAACCCAGCACAUCAAAAUCGAUCAUGUACCCGCUAGCGCCUCCACGGCCACCCCCGUCCUCCUCUUAACUCUCAAUCGGCCUGAUAAGCUCAAUGCGUUUACGGGAACGAUGGCGGACGAGAUGAUCUCGUUUUUCAACAUGGUCGACGUGGACGACCGCGUCAAAGCCAUUGUGGUGACGGGAGCGGGGCGCGCGUUUUGCGCCGGGGCGGACCUGGAGAUUGGGUUCCCGAAGAGCUCGUCCGGCGAUGGAUCGAGGAGGAAUCCUGGCGACGAUGGGGUUGAGCAUAGAGACGGUGGCGGCCGCGUAACCCUCGCCAUAAACGCCUGCCGCAAACCAACAAUAAUGGCCCUGAACGGCCCCGCCGUCGGCAUCGGCAUCACAAUGACCCUCCCCGCCACAAUCCGCCUCGCAACCCGCGGCUCAAAGAUCGGCUUCGUCUUCUCGCGUCGUGGCCUGGUGAUGGAAGCCGCCUCCUCCUUCUUUCUCCCGCGCCUGAUCGGCUACAGCCGCGCGCUCCACCUCACCGCAACGGGCUCCACAUACCCGGCCGAACACCCUCUGUUCGGCUCGUUGUUUUCCGAAGUGCUGCCCACGGGCGCGGAAACGGUGGCGCGCGCGCUGGAGAUUGCGGCGGACAUUGCCAAGAAUACGUCGACGGUGGCGUCGACGCUGAUGAGGGAGAUGAUGUAUCGGGGUCCCUGCAGCGCGGAGGAGGCGCAUUUGUUGGAUUCGAAAGUUAUUUAUGGGAUGUUUGGGGGCAGGGAGAAUGAGGAAGGGGUCAAGAGCUUUUUGCAGAAGAGGGCGCCGGAGUUUAAGGCGAGUUUUGGCACCAAGGGGGAUGUGCCGGAGGUUUACCCCUGGUGGACCCCGGUGGAUGUUAAGCCGAGGGCGAUAGGGGCGAAGUUGUGAUUUGUUAUUUUUCGAAGUACGAGGAUUUGGGUAUGUGUGUCUAUGAAAUAGGGACGGAUUAAGGGAUGAUUACUUUUUUACUUUUAUUUUUUUUCAAGAGUUGGUCCAUGCGCAGUGACCAGUGGAAUAUCAGUUGCUCUUGAUUAUGAAUUAAACCAAAACAUGACUUAUAUUCAAACACAUCUUCUUACUAUCUACAUACAUAUACUUCCUAGCGAGACUUCCUCUAUAAUCUAUCGCAUCGUAACCUAAAUCAAAUCAUGUCAGUUACACACACCCCUCAGGAAAAGAAAA